Branchiostoma floridae (Florida lancelet) is the source of this 2383-nucleotide messenger RNA. RefSeq names its product F-box only protein 16-like. NCBI's taxonomy places the organism in Eukaryota, Metazoa, Chordata, Leptocardii, Amphioxiformes, Branchiostomatidae. Bases 273 to 1361 code for a protein of 362 amino acids. Gene Ontology annotation, molecular function: protein binding. The transcript has 8 exons. The record is from RefSeq and is a predicted model, not a curated record.
AAUAGUCCAUUCGGGCGAUGUAGGAGAGGAGACACCAGAACUGAUUGGCUACUGUCAUGACUGUGAAGACGACUGACACGUGCCACAUUCAAGAGGAAAUGAUUCUUCUGGCCGGCCGACUUCCCUAGCGUACUGUCGACUCUAUUUCUCCACUUUCUACAAUUAGACCACCUAUCCACGGAGCCUGGUAGAGGCUAUGUAAACUCCCAAAGGAGCCUGGAGGAGACUACCUAUCCCAUCAUGCACAGCAGAUAACAUUUUGAAAUUCCAUCAUGGCGGUAGACUUGCGAACUUCUCGUAUGAAAUUCGCCAACGCGUCGCCUUCUGCUGACUCCGGAAUGAAGUUCAGCACAUGGACUCCCAUGAACGAUGCGUCGGCGAACCUAAAGGUAUUUGAGGAGAGGAGAGAACUAGUCAACAAAUGGUUUGAAAAGUGGACAGAUGCCCAGAGAAAGAAAGUCCUGGAGGAUCUGGUGAACAGAUGCAAGACCAAACAGCUGCUGUACACACAGUCCUGUAUUAACAAACAUGCACCUGUGGAACACACAGACUUCACCAAGAUAUUACCCAGGGUUGUCUGUCUCUACAUCUUCUCUCACCUGGAUCCCAGGAGCUUGUGUCGCUCUACUCAGGUGUGUUGGUACUGGAAGUACCUGAGUGAGCUGGACCAACUGUGGAUGCCCAAGUGCUUACGGCUGGGCUGGUACAUUAACUUCACCCCCAGCCCUUUUGAACAGGGCAUCUGGAAACGGCAUUACCUGGAGAGAGUUCAGCAGCUGCACUUCUUCAGACCAGGGGACCCAGCUAAGGAGGAACGACCCACCUCUGUCAUGAAUGGGGAGGCAAACCUGAAAACUAAACCUCCAAAACCAACGCCCAAAAAGUGGGAACCCCCUCCAUGGAAGGUGUCUGACAAGAGUCCUGGGGACACCAAGAGGUUCAACUAUCUGGACAAUAAAGAUUACGUGGCCAGCGUGAAAGAAUCGAGAACACGAGGCUCAGUACCAGACCUGACACAACUCUUCUCCAAGUCUGUUGUCAAGAAACCAUCGAGAAAAACAGCCAAACUAGCCAAGGCCAAGUCCACAUCCAAGUUGGACUCUCCCAAGUUUGGUGAGCGUCCUGACUGGGCCCAGCACCAGACAGGCGCUCCGUUUGUCAACUUGUCCAACACGGCCAACGUCAGCGACUCUGUGGAUGCCGGGAAGAGACCGGGACCGGCACGGAACAUCGCGCGGCUGGGGCGGGAUGCCGAGAGGGCAAACUCCAGAUCAGAACGGGAUCCUCCAACUGCUCCUCUCUUCAAAACCAACCCCUGGACAGUUCCUGUAGCUGCUGAGUCAGAUGAUGAUGAGUGGUAACAACUCCAGCACCUUCCAAUGGAGAUGUGUAGAAAGGAAAAUACCUAGUGUAGCAUGGGAGGGGGGGGGCAAGUUCAAGAUAUUUUUGUGUUGUUAAAACACCUGAGCAACAUUAGAAAAUCUUUCACUUCAGUAUAACAACAAUAAUAUUGUACGUCCCAGUCUGCUGGUAGGAUGGCCCAACAGGCAGGUUCCUAGGGUGAUAUGGAGUACACCAUGUUGUAUUUUAUACAUGUAAAGUUAUGUAUACAGUAUAACAGUGCAUAACUUGGACAAGCAUGCCCAGAUCAUAGGCAGUUUAGUUUAGAAUACUUUGCAAAUACAGGUUGCCUAAUGUAUAAAGAGAAAAAAGCUUGUUUAAAAUUUACUCAGGUUUAUUUAUUGUACAGUAGUUCUUAUUGCAGUUACCGUACAUAUAUGCUCUUUUAUCUGCCUAUUUUGAUGAAUUUACAAGAAUAUAUUUCAGUUGAUAUCAACUUGGGAUAUUAAUAAAAACUUUCUUGUAUUAAUGUUGUAUAGUAUAUAUGUAAUAUGUAAUCAUAUGUAAAAAAUUUUGGGGUAUCAUGUCCUAGGAGGGAAGCUUUUUUAAAAUGUCUUUAUGUCUUGCAUUUAUGACUUGCACAUGAACAUGCACAGACUGAUACAGAAUCAAGACAAGGUUAGGGUAUUGGUAGAAAUUUGAUGUGGAUGCUUUUGUUUGUAAGAGCUUUCUUGUACAUAUUUUGUAUGUGCAAGCUAUUUGUUACUGUUAGACUUUAUUUUAGAUCAAUCUUUCUUUCCUCUCAAAGAUUGGAGGGGAUAUUCUUACCUUCUUUUGAUUGCCGUUUCUAAUGACUAAACUUUCUCCCUCCAACCUCUGCUUGGACCACCUGAUUUACAUGAUUGUACACCACGAUCAAUUUUUGCCAGGAUAUUAGUUUUACUGACUAAGGCUCCAUAAAGUCACCCCUGAGAGUGCAGAUUGUAGAUUGUGGAAAGGAUGAUAAAAAAGUAAAUGUAUUUAUCAAAGGGCCGUCCUUCUG